Messenger RNA from Ogataea angusta, 1305 nucleotides. RefSeq lists its product as uncharacterized. The transcript has a single exon. Gene Ontology annotation, biological process: amino acid transmembrane transport. Lineage: Eukaryota; Fungi; Ascomycota; Pichiomycetes; Pichiales; Pichiaceae. The record is from RefSeq and is a predicted model, not a curated record. Gene Ontology annotation, molecular function: L-histidine transmembrane transporter activity; L-glutamate transmembrane transporter activity; L-lysine transmembrane transporter activity. Gene Ontology annotation, cellular component: fungal-type vacuole membrane. Bases 1 to 1305 code for a protein of 434 amino acids.
AUGUCUACAGCCACAGUCUCAUCCUCGGUGGUGAAUACCGUCAACACCAUCAUUGGGUCGGGCAUCCUGCUACUCCCAUAUGCUUUCAGGACCGACUCAGUUCUGUUCGGUAUUUUGAUUCUUGUUUUCGCCGCGGCAACGAAUGUUUUUGGACUCUUUUUGCAAGCGAUCUCCUCUAAAUUCCUUCGAGAAGGUAAUGCAAACUUCUUUACUGUUUGUUCAAUAACUUACCCAAGCCUUAGUGUUGUUUUUGACUUGGCAAUUGCAUUACAAUGCUUCGGUGUGGACAUAUCUUACAUUGUUUUGACUGGUGAUUUGAUGCCACUUAUUAUUCCCAUAUCUGGUUUCACAGACUCUCAGAUGCGACUCUUCUACAUCCUCAUCUCAGCUGUCAUUACAGUUCCAUUGUGCUUUUUAAGGCGGCUUGACAGCUUGAAAUACGCUUCAGUUGUCUCCCUCUUGGCUAUCGCUUAUCUGGUCAUUUUGGUUUAUGUCAAUUUCGCUUACGGGCUGGCCACCGGGUUCCAGCAUAUUCCUUUGCAGAAACAGGGGCCCAUCUCUUGGUGGACUCCUGAAGGUUUCAAGCCGGUCUUCAAAACCUUCGCUAUCAUUGUUCUUGCCUUCACAUGCCCUACUCAAUUUUCGAUCAUCUCCGAAUUACAUGACCCUAGGUUAAGCCGUAUAUUCAAAAUCAUCACAAUUUCUCUAACCAUUACCACAAUUCUGUUUGCAACAGUUGGUCUCUCGGGCUAUUUCACCUUUGGAAAUGCCCUCGAAGGAAACAUCAUUUUAAUGUACAACGACACAUGGCCUACCAAAUUGGGUAUGGGAUUGCUCUCGCUGAUGGUGCUUCUCUCCUUCCCAUUGAUGUUUCACCCCGCUCGAGUGUCAAUCAAUAACGUAUAUCAUUGGAUAGAGAGCCAAUUCAAGAGCUCGCGCGAAGCACAACCGUUGCUAUCCAGUGAAGCUAAAGCAAUUCCUAUGUCCGGCUCGAGAUUUGUGAAAGUCAGCGUAGCCAUGUUAAUUGUCGCCUAUAUCGCUGCUAUCAAGCUUGAGUCUUUCGAGCUGGUCUUGUCGUUAGUGGGUUCCACCGGAGGGGUUCUGAUAUCAUUUGUGCUACCUGGAUUUUAUGGAUACAAACUGAUUAAUAAUCCAGAAAUGUUGGAUGCCUUAGUGACACAUUCACCAUUGGAUAGUGAUCACUGGGUGUUCCGAAAUGAAGCACUCCGAAAGCUCUCACUGCUUCUGAUCAUUUGGGGAAUUGCAGUAAUGUUCAUUUGCCUAUAUUCAACGCUGUUUCAAUAA